Molecule: messenger RNA, 3498 nt
Organism: Tauraco erythrolophus (red-crested turaco)
Lineage: Eukaryota; Metazoa; Chordata; Aves; Musophagiformes; Musophagidae
Source: RefSeq, a predicted model, not a curated record
AUGCUGAUUCACACUUGUUUCUUCUUUGCCUGCCUGCCUGUGGCGAGCCAUGUCUGGGGACGAGUGGGCCAAGGGUCAGGCCGGCUGAAACUCACUGUCCUUUCAGAAGACAGGCUCCAAAUGAAAUGGAAGGAGGCUGAAGGGAACAUCAAUGGCUACAAGGUUCGGGUAAAGCCCAUGGCAGGGGACUCAGAGCAAGAAGUCAUGCUGAAAACCAAGACUCCCAAAGCCACAGUGGGGGGGCUGAGCCCUACCAAGGAAUACACGCUGCAGGUCUACGUGCUCAAUGGCUCCCAGGAAGCCCUGUUUGCCAAGAGGAAAUUUGUGAUAGAGGAGCUAAAAAAUGCAUCCCAGGCUAGAAAUAACCGAAGAAAAUCAGGAGCUGUGUCAGGAAAGAAUCUCACCUCUUCGGGCAGCUCAGCAGCUGAGCACAGCGGGGUGGCAGAGGCCACCCCACCACCCCUGAACACUGUCUUGACACAGCCAGCAAAGGACAAAGCUGAAAAGAAAAGGCAGAAGGGGACUCAGCCAAAGGGCUCAGGAGAAACCACAAGAAACCAGGUCAGUGUGGAGGUCAGUGUGACAGAAGCAACAGCAACGACCACGAGAUCAUCCCAGCGAAUUCCUGCAAACUCAGAGCGAGAGUCUCCAGGAAAAGAAAAGCCCACGAAGGAUUCAUUGAGGCGAGGUUCCCAGUUUCAGUGUGACUCAUCUGCAAUGACUGAUAUUGUCCUGCUUGUGGAUGGAUCUUGGAGCAUUGGACGCAGCAAUUUCAAGCUCAUCAAGGAGUUUCUGAGCAAUUUGAUUUCCCCAUUCAGUAUUGCCCAAGACAAGAUAAGAGUAGGACUGUCCCAGUACAGCAGCGAUCCCCGCACGGAGUGGGAUCUGAGCACUUACUCUACGAGGGACCAGGUGCUGGAGGCCAUGAGGAAUUUGCGGUACAAGGGUGGCAACACCUUUACAGGUCUAGCGCUGACCCAUGUCCUGGAGCAGAAUUUGAAGCCAGAUGCUGGUGCCCGGCUGGAGGCUGAGAAGCUGGUAAUCCUCCUGACUGAUGGGAAGUCCCAGGAUGAUGCCAACCUGGCUGCUCAGACCUUGAAAAACCUGGGUAUAGAGAUAUUUGCCAUUGGGGUGAAGAACGCGGACGAGGCAGAGCUGAAGCAGGUGGCCUCGGAGCCACUGGAGCUCACGGUGUACAACGUGCUGGAUUUCCCACUGCUGAGCUCUCUGGUUGGCAGGCUCACCCAGGUCCUGUGCUCCAGGAUCAAAGAGAAGAGCAACAAGGAAAACUCAGGCAGCACUGUGAAAGAUAUCCCAGUGAACACAGGUCCCCAGCUGAGCCCAACUGACCUUAAAAUAUCAUCUGUGACCUCUAAAAGCAUGCACUUGACCUGGAGUCCUCCUCUGAGACCACCAAAGAAAUAUCGGAUUGUGUAUUAUCCAUCUAAGGGUGGUAUCACCAAAGAGGUGGUUUUAGAUGGAGCAGUCUCCUCUUUGUGGCUUUCCAAUUUGACCUCGCACACGGAGUAUCUGGUGUCGGUGUUUCCUGUUUAUGACACAGUCGUUGGGGAUGGGCUGAGAGGUGUCACCUCCACAUUGCCUUUGUCUUCCCCUCGCUCCCUGCGCGUCUCUGAGCUGAGCCACAACAGCAUGAGGCUGAGCUGGAAGGCAGCCCAGGGAGCCACGCAGUACCUGGUGCUCUGCUCCGCAGCCCCUGAUGGAGCAGAGGACUAUACAACAGAGGUGAAGGUGGCCCAGCCUGAGGUCGUGCUGGAUGGGCUGUCACCCAGCACGGAGUACUCUGUCGCAGUGUACGCCAUGUAUGGGGAAGAUGCGAGUGAUCCAGCCAGCAUCCAGGAAACCACCCUGGCCUUGAGUCCUCCCAGAUACCUGAGCUUCUCCGAGCUCAGCCACGCGUCCGUACGAGUCAGCUGGGAGGCUGCGUCUCCGGCCGUGAAAGCUCACCGUGUCACCUAUGUCUCUAGCAGAGGGAGCAACGCUGGGGAGGUAGAGGUUCCUGGAACUGCGACAUCCACUGUCCUGAGACCUUUGUCUUCCCUCACCCAAUAUUUCAUCAGUGUCCGAUCUAUGUAUGAUGAAGGGGACUCCUUUCCAAUUACUGGCAAUGUUACCACCUUAAAGGUCCCCUCGCCGCGUGCACUGAAGGUUACCGAGCUCUCCGGGAACAGCCUCCGACUGCAGUGGGAAGCUGUGGCUGCCUCCGACGUGGUUGUCUAUCAGAUCAAAUGGAGCACAGUCGGUGGAGAGAAGCCUCAGGAGCUCUCCAUCGCUGGAAACGUGGCAACUGCUGUCCUGCCAGGCUUGCAGAAGAACACCGACUAUAAAAUAUCCAUCUGGGCCUAUUACAAAGACGGUGCUCGAAGUGACACGGUUUCUGUUCAGCACAGGACCAAUUCCCGGAGCCCACCCACCAACCUCUUCAUCGACUCCGAGACCCCCACCAGCCUCCAGGUCCACUGGACCCCCCCCGAGGGCCGCAUACAGCACUACAAAAUCACCUACAGCCCUGUUUCUGAUGCCAGUGCUCAGCAAACAAUCAUGGCUUCUGGCAAAAGCAGCAGCGUCACCCUGCAGUCGCUGCUGCCUGACCGAGCCUACAAGGUGAUCCUUUCUGCCGUCCAUUACACAGGAGAGAGCGAGAGCACGUCCACGACGGGACGGACGGCUCCUGUGUUGUCUAAAUUCCCUUCAAUACGAGGAUUCAUUCCAUCUAAAACAGAGGCCUGCCCCACCAUCAGCUCUACCGAAGGCUCCAUCCGAGGAUUUGAUAUGAUGGAAGCUUUUGGCUUAGUAGAGAAGGAAUACGCUUCCAUUAAAGGCGUAGCCAUGGAGCCAUUCGUAUUCAGCGGUUCCCGUACCUUCACCCUGUUCAGAGACACUCAGCUCACCCUGAGGACCAGUGACCUCCACCUCUUUGCAAUCCCACCCGAGCACACCAUCAGCAUCCUCCUGCGCCUCCUGCCCGAGUCCCCCAAGGAGCCCUUCGCUGUCUGGCAAAUAACAGACGAGGACUUCCAGCCCCUCCUUGGUGUUAACCUUGACCCCAGUAAGAAAUCCUUGACCUAUUUCAAUCAUGACUACAAGGCUGAUUUACAGGAGGUCUCCUUUGACCAGCAGGAAGUGAAGAAGAUAUUCUAUGGGAGCUUUCAUAAGGUGCACGUGGCCGUGAGCCACUUCAAGAUCAAACUCUAUCUGGACUGUAAGAAAAUAGCAGAGAAACCUAUCAACACCGUCGGCCCCGUCUCCACCGCCGGCUUCAUCAUGCUGGGAAAAGUGACGAGGACCAGAGGACCCCGGAGCGGCUCCGCGUCGUUCCAGCUGCAAUCUCUGCAGAUCCUGUGCAGCAGUGUGGGGGCAGAGGGAGACCGAUGCUGUGACCUCCCUGCACUGAGGGACGAGGAGACCUGCCCUACCUUAGCUCCUGCCUGCUCUUGUACUUCUGGCCGCCCGGGCUUGCCAGGACCUCCGGGGCCUCCU